GAUCGGCGCGUCCGGAGGGCUCAGCCGGUCUGCUUCGUCCACACCCCGAGCUCCACACCCGUCGGGCCGGAAGCCGAGUGCUCGUUCUUGGGGGGACCGGGUUCCCCCAGGUGUGCGGCGGCGCUGGCGGCCGCGCUCUGGGCGAUGCCGGGGAGGAAGGCGCGUCCGAGCGCGCCGUGGAACGCGUCGCUAUCGCGGCCGGAGUGGGAAGUUGAGUGUGUGGCUCAACUCCGCAGAAUUGGAGACAAAUUAAAUUCUCCUGAGUGUGGCCCAGAGAUCCUUGGCUUGCUGGAGGAGAUGCCUGGGAAGCGGGCGCAGAAAGGCGCUCCACCGAGCCCCCUUCCGAUGCCGGCAGAACUGGAAGCUGAGUGCAUUCAAUUCAGGAGAAUUGGAGAUAAAUUGAAUUUCCGGCAGAAACUUUUGAAUUUGAUUUCUAAACUCUUCAGCUUAAUAACCUGACUGCUUUAAAAUACCCAUGUGAGGGGACUCCUUGAAAGAGGAAGUUUCCCCGUGGCUGCACAUUUCAACUGGAGAUGAAAUUGCCUGGUCAUUGACAGGAAUGUAAAGGAAAUUUCUCUGGCUGCUAGCUGCUUUUGCAAAGGGAAGCUGCAAUGUAGCAGAGAUGAAUUUCUGCAAGGAAGUUCCCGAAUAUCACGAUGGAGUUGUGAGAACCUCGUAAAACCACUUUAUUUUAAAUAAGCAUGGAAGAGCCUUGAAAAUA
Molecule: messenger RNA, 721 nt
Organism: Perognathus longimembris pacificus (Pacific pocket mouse)
Lineage: Eukaryota; Metazoa; Chordata; Mammalia; Rodentia; Heteromyidae
Gene: Pmaip1
Product: phorbol-12-myristate-13-acetate-induced protein 1
Exons: 3
Coding region: 145-459 (104 amino acids)
Biological process (GO): DNA damage response; apoptotic process; release of cytochrome c from mitochondria
Cellular component (GO): mitochondrion
Source: RefSeq, a predicted model, not a curated record